AUGGCGGCUUUGUGCAGUGAGUUCGGGGACCUAGCAGAAAUUAAAAAACAGCUCAUUUCUGUGAUUUAUUUGUGUAAAGAGAGAGGACUUCAACACACUGCGAAAUGGGCAUCUGAGCUCGCCUUUGCUUUGGAUCCACUCCCUAAAGACGAGGUGCCUCCUGCUCCAGAGUUCACAGAGGAAGAUGCCAAGGAUCUGGAUGCACUGACUCUGGCUAAAUCUUACUUUGACCUGAAAGAAUAUGAUCGUGCUGCUUAUUUUCUAAAAGACUGCUGCAGCAAGAAGGCUUAUUUCCUCUACAUGUAUUCCCGUUACCUGUCUGGUGAAAAGAAGAAGGAUGACGAGACUGUCGACAGCCUUGGUCCCCUGGAAAAGGGUCAGGUGCGGAAUGAAGCCCUGCGUGAACUUCGAGUCGAACUUAGCAAGAAGCACACAGCUUCUGAACUUGAUGGCUUUACAUUGUAUUUGUAUGGCGUGGUGCUGAGGAAGCUGGAUUUGCUGAAGGAAGCUGUCGAAGUGUUCGUAGAGGCCAUUCACGCACUUCCUCUGCAUUGGGGAGCAUGGCUGGAGCUCAGUAACUUGGUCACUAGCACUGAAAUGUUAAAGUCACUGUCUCUGCCUGAUAGCUGGAUCAGAGAGUUCUUCAUGGCGCACAUGUACACUGAGCUGCAGAUGAUCAAAGAGGCGCUGCAGAAGUAUCAGAGUCUAAUCGAGGCUGGUUUCUCUAAAAGCACUUACAUCAUCUCGCAGAUUGCUGUCGCCUACCACAACAUUAGAGAUAUUGACCAAGCCUUGUCUCUGUUUUAUGAGUUAAGAACUCAGGAUCCUUUCCGUAUUGACAACAUGGAUACUUUUUCUAAUCUGCUUUAUGUUAAAGGAAUGAAGCCAGAGUUGAGCUUCCUUGCACACAACUUGGUGGAGAUUGACAAAUACAGAGUAGAAACAUGUUGUGUCAUAGGAAACUACUACAGUUUGCGUUCUCAGCAUGAAAAGGCAGCCUUGUAUUUUCAAAGAGCUCUGAAACUCAAUCCUCGAUGUCUUGGUGCCUGGACUCUGAUGGGACAUGAGUAUAUGGAAAUGAAGAACACAUCUGCUGCCAUUCAGGCCUACAGGCAUGCUAUUGAAGUGAACAAGAGAGACUACAGAGCUUGGUAUGGAUUAGGCCAGACCUAUGAAAUCCUGAAAAUGCCCUUUUAUUGUUUAUACUAUUACCGAAAGGCUCAUCAACUUAGACCAAAUGAUUCACGGAUGUUAGUCGCUCUUGGAGAAAGCUAUGAAAGACUGUCCCAGCAAGUAGAAGCUAAAAAGUGUUACUGGAGAGCAUAUUCGGUGGGAGAUGUUGAGAAAAUGGCCUUACUUAAACUGGCAAAGCUUCACGAACAGUUGAAUGAGUCGGACGAUGCUGCACAGUGUUACAUGCUUUACAUCCAGGACAUAUUCUCCUGUGGAGAACAAUUGGAGCAUGCAGAGGUGAGCACAGCCCUCCGGUACCUGGGUCAGUAUUAUUUCAAGAAUAAAUUGUAUGAUGAGGCGUCCCUGUGUGCUCAGCGCUGCUGCGACUACAAUGAUGCUCGAGAAGAAGGAAAAGCUUUGCUGCGACAGAUCUCACAGGUCAGAGAUCAGAUAGAAACACCGUCUGCAGAUUUAUUUGUUCCGCUAUCGAAUAACACGCCUGUGAGGAGGGUGUCGCCUCUUAACCUCAUUUCCUUCACCCCCUGA
Knipowitschia caucasica is the source of this 1719-nucleotide messenger RNA. The record is from the annotation of a GenBank genome assembly. Lineage: Eukaryota; Metazoa; Chordata; Actinopteri; Gobiiformes; Gobiidae.